Cydia strobilella is the source of this 459-nucleotide messenger RNA. RefSeq lists its product as uncharacterized. The record is from RefSeq and is a predicted model, not a curated record. Bases 1 to 459 code for a protein of 152 amino acids. The transcript has a single exon. NCBI's taxonomy places the organism in Eukaryota, Metazoa, Arthropoda, Insecta, Lepidoptera, Tortricidae.
AUGAGACCAAUCACCGCUACGUUCACUACACUAGGUAUAAAAAUAGAUAUUUUCAAACAAAGAAGCGCUUUGAAGGAUACUGCUUACUACAUCAAAGAAGAUUACCCAUUGUACGUGUUGGAAAAAAGAAGACAACUACAAGAACAAGUACGAGCCGAAAGAGAGAAAGGCAACUACGCAACAAUAAAAUAUGACAAACUUGUUAUACACAGCAACACGAACGCUACUAGUAAAAACAAAAGAAUGCUCUCAUUAUCCCCUGAAAGCAACAAUUCGACACAGGACGAAAACAAACGAUCGCAAGCUAGCAAGAAAAAUAAAACCCAGGCGCCGAUCAAAAGGACGUCAAGUUUAUCGGAAGGAGUACUUAAACCUGGAAUUUUGAACUACUUGACCAGCUCUAAAAAUUCAAGUAAGACUCCGAAACAACAACACGACGACGAAAACACUAUCAUAUAG